AUGGAGAACAAUACUGAAUUUCCGAUUUCUACUUUGAAAGUUGAUUUUGGCUGCACAAAGGGUUGUCCAACUGAUGUGAGCAACAUGUUGCAACAACUAAAGGGAGUGAAAUCUAUUUCGGUUGAUCCAAUUCAAGGGAAGGUAAUAGUUGUUGGCAAUGUAAAUCCCAUGAUGAUAAUCAAACUUCUUCAAAAGAUGGGUAAAAAGGCACAACUUUGGUCUUUUGACAAAGAACCAAAGAAAGACAAAGAACCAAAGAAAAAGACAUCCGGUUCUCAUGCAAAACAUAAGCACUGCUGUUGUGAUGAGAGUAGUGACACUACUGAAACUGAUCAUAAUCAUGGUCAUAAACAUAGGACACAUCACCAUCAAAGAAGCAACAAUAUGCAUGACCAGCAAAAUAACAUGUUUGGUUUUGGUAAUCAACAUGCACCACAUCAACAUGCACCACCACCGCCGAUCAAUGGAUAUCAACACGCACCACCACCAGGAUAUCAACAUGCACCACCACCAAUGGCAGGGUCCAACCACCAACCAUUCUCAGGAUAUCAUAACUAUCCUCCAAUGCAUAGGUACCAACCUCAACAUAUGGCAUCUCAAAUGGCACCACCAAUGUUUCCCGGAUCAAGGCCUAUGCAUGGUUACCAUGGACCGGGUCAGCCCGGAUGGCCAGCUUAUGGAAAUUAUGGCUCAAGAUUUCCAAGUUACAAUCCCAUGAUUCACUACAACAGUUAUGCAGACAAUUAUCGCUAUACUACAUAG
This is a messenger RNA of Trifolium pratense (red clover), 762 nucleotides long. Its product is annotated as heavy metal-associated isoprenylated plant protein 36-like. NCBI's taxonomy places the organism in Eukaryota, Viridiplantae, Streptophyta, Magnoliopsida, Fabales, Fabaceae. The transcript is spliced from 3 exons. The record is from RefSeq and is a predicted model, not a curated record. The coding region runs from base 1 to 762 and encodes 253 amino acids. Gene Ontology annotation, molecular function: metal ion binding.